AUGGAUAACAGGGCAGCACCAGAAAUUCCAGGGCUCAUCCAGCCAGGAAAUGUGACACAGGAUUUAAAGAUGAUGGUUUGUAAUUUAUUGAAUUCACCCAAACCAUUAAAGACAUUCCCAGGCUCACAACCUGUCUCCUUCCAACAUUCAGAUAUGGAAGAGAAAUUAAUGGAAAAGGAUUAUUACGUAUGUGAGAAAACUGAUGGUUUACGUGUAUUGAUGUUGAUCUUGAUCAAUCCUAUCACACGUGAACAAGGAACAUUCAUGAUAGAUAGAGAAAACAAUUAUUAUUUGGUAAAUGGGUUUCGUUUUCCUAUUAUGUAUAAGAAAAAGAAGGAAGAAUUAUUAGAGAAAUUACAAGAUGGUACCAUUAUUGAUGGUGAAUUAGUUCUUCAGACAAACCCGGCUACUAAAAUGAAAGAAUUAAGAUAUUUAGCUUUUGAUUGUUUGGCAAUUAAUGGUAGAUCUUUGGUGCAAUCUCCAACAGAUAAGCGGUUGGGUCAUUUGAAUAAUGAAUUCUAUAUGCCAUAUUUCGAAUUAAGAAAGUAUUAUGAACAAGACUAUUGUAGAACAUUUCCGUUUAAAAUAUCGCCCAAACGUAUGGAUUUUAGUUAUAGAUUGAUGCGAGUGGCUGACUCGUUGGAUAAGUUACCGCAUAUGUCAGAUGGUCUUAUUUUCACACCUAUAUCUUUGCCUUAUCAAUUAGGUGGGAAAGAUUCUAAUCUAUUGAAAUGGAAACCAGAAGAGGAAAACUCAGUCGACUUCAAAUUGAUUCUGGAUAUUCCUAUGGUCGAAGAUCCAUCUUUACCUAAGAAGGAUCCCAACAGAUGGUACUAUAAUUAUGAUGUUAAGCCGACUUUCCAAUUACACGUAUGGUUAGGUGGAGCUGAUGUUAACACGAGAUUGGAACAUUUUGAUGAACCGUUUAGUAAGAAAGAACUUGAUUUAUUGGAAAGAACUUAUAAGAAAUUUGCUGAACUGAAUAUAAGUGAUGAGCAUUGGCAAGAGUUAAAGAAUAUGGAGGAACCUUUGAAUGGUAGAAUUGUAGAAUGUACGAAAGAUCAAGAAACAGGACAAUGGAUAAUGUUGAGAUUUAGAGAUGAUAAAUUGAACGGUAACCAUACUUCGGUCGUUCAAAAAGUUCUAGAGAGUAUCAAUGAUUCCGUUACAAUAGAGGAUUUGGGAGAUGUUGUCCCUCGAAUUAAAUCUGCUUGGGAUGAGAGACAUAGACACAAAGCGGAGACAUCUAGAAAUGCAUCGAAUGGGAAUUCUACCUGGUCUCAGCCAGCGGUAGCUGUUGCAAGGCCUACUGCUGACGAAGCACCAAAAUAUGUCGAUGAAGGCGAUUGGUCUGAUUAG
Molecule: messenger RNA, 1359 nt
Organism: Naumovozyma dairenensis CBS 421
Lineage: Eukaryota; Fungi; Ascomycota; Saccharomycetes; Saccharomycetales; Saccharomycetaceae
Gene: CEG1
Product: mRNA guanylyltransferase
Exons: 1
Coding region: 1-1359 (452 amino acids)
Biological process (GO): 7-methylguanosine mRNA capping
Cellular component (GO): mRNA capping enzyme complex
Molecular function (GO): ATP binding; mRNA guanylyltransferase activity
Source: RefSeq, a predicted model, not a curated record